AUGGAAGAGUGGGAUAACACAACCACUGUGACUGAGUUCAUCCUUGUGGGUCUCUCCAGAAGCCCCCAAGUGCGUGCUGCCUUGUUUGUCCUUUUCUUGGCUAUAUAUCUGGUCGCAGUAGUUGGAAAUGGCCUCAUUGUGGUGCUGAUUGUGGCAGAUUCACACCUCCACACACCCAUGUAUUUCUUCCUCAGCAACCUCUCCUUCAUUGACUUCUGCUAUGUCACCACCUCUGUCCCACAGAUGCUCAUACACUUCUUCACGGACAGGCCCACAAUCUCUGUGGGCAGAUGUUUCGCACAAAUGAGCAUUUCUCUCAUUUUGGGACUGACUGAGUGCCUUUUACUAGCUGUCAUGGCUUAUGAUCGUUUUGUGGCUAUAUGCAGCCCUCUGCGCUACAGCCUAAUAAUGAGCCCAAAAGUGUGCAUCCAGUUGGCUGUCAUCCUGUGGGCCUGCCCAAUCCUCAUGACUCUUGUCACUCUUCUCACCUUGCGGUUGAAGAUGUGUGGGCACAAUGUGGUGAAUCACUUUAAGUGUGAGAUCCAGGCAGUGUUGAAACUGGCCUGCUCUGACACCCACACCAAUGGAAUUAAGAUGAUGGUGCUCAGUUUCUUCACUCUGCUCUUGCCCUUCGUCUUCAUCCUGGUGACCUAUGGGCGCAUUGGUCUGGCUGUACUGCGCAUCCGUUCAGCUGAGGGUCGGAGUAAAGCAUUCUCCAUUUGUGGCUCUCAUCUGGUUGUGGUAGGCAUUUUCUAUGGCACAGCCUUGGCCAUGUACCUGAGGCCUCAGGCCAAAACUUUCACGGACAGAGAAAAAUUUAUGGCUGUGUUUUAUGGAGUCGUCAUUCCCAUGGUAAACCCCAUGAUUUACAGCCUGAGAAACAGGGAUGUGAAGGGAGCCCUGUGGAGGAUGAUUGGCAAGAAAGCAAAGGAAUGA
Messenger RNA from Hemicordylus capensis (graceful crag lizard), 936 nucleotides. RefSeq names its product olfactory receptor 13H1-like. Gene Ontology annotation, biological process: G protein-coupled receptor signaling pathway. NCBI's taxonomy places the organism in Eukaryota, Metazoa, Chordata, Lepidosauria, Squamata, Cordylidae. Gene Ontology annotation, cellular component: membrane. Bases 1 to 936 code for a protein of 311 amino acids. Gene Ontology annotation, molecular function: olfactory receptor activity; G protein-coupled receptor activity. The transcript has a single exon. The record is from RefSeq and is a predicted model, not a curated record.